Molecule: messenger RNA, 2930 nt
Organism: Monomorium pharaonis (pharaoh ant)
Lineage: Eukaryota; Metazoa; Arthropoda; Insecta; Hymenoptera; Formicidae
Product: ectonucleoside triphosphate diphosphohydrolase 5
Exons: 4
Coding region: 358-1782 (474 amino acids)
Biological process (GO): nucleoside diphosphate catabolic process
Cellular component (GO): membrane
Molecular function (GO): UDP phosphatase activity; GDP phosphatase activity
Source: RefSeq, a predicted model, not a curated record
GCUCGACUCGCUCGCUCGCUCGCUCGCUCGCUCGCUCGUUCGUUCCUUCUCCAAUCACCUUUGUAUCUCUCGCUCGGUGGAUUCGGGGGAUUCGCCUAACAGCACAGUUGGACUUUAUCGCCGUUUCACGGCGUGUCGUAAUAAUUCGCCUGGCGCACGCAUCGACUUAAAACUAAUUGCUUCCCGAACGGGUGGCGAUUAGUCGUGUUCACGGAUUCGGGGGAAACACGCUCGCGAGUAACUCGCGGGCUCGAUCCGCCGUCAGUUUAGCAGUUCAUCGUGUUAUGUGAUUUUUUUUCGCCGCUUUUUCGAUCAUCCAUUUAUCUCUCCGUCUCGUCGUCGCUCGCCGAACGAAACAUGAGCGUGAGGCGUCGGAAGCUAAGAACUGAAAAUGAAGAGGAGCACGAUGAUGAAUUGGCAUCCUACCAGAAGAAAAGCACUGGCCAGCUGGGGAGGAGGUACUUCACCAUGCUAGUAGUGCUCGGUACAUUGUUCCUAGGUUACAUAGCCAUAGCAAAUGACUUGAAGCCCAUCAAGAUAGGCAGCAAGGCAAUCGACACCCUAGCGUUUUCACUUAAUCUACAAAAGCCAUUCUACGUGGUCGUCAUUGACGCUGGAUCCACCGGUUCCCGUGUACUGGCAUUCAGCUUUCACGAGUCCAUCCUUAAUGGCAAUUUAGUGCUGGAUAACGAGUUGUUCAAGGAAAUUAAACCUGGGUUAAGCUCGUUCGCCGACAAGCCGGAGGAUGCCGCGAAAUCUCUGAUGGUGCUUUUGAACGAGGCGAAGACGGUGAUCCCACAGUCAGAGUGGCCCCGCACAUUGCUGACGAUGAAGGCCACGGCGGGACUGCGACUGCUCCCAGAGCACAAGGCCAACGGCAUUCUAGAGGAGUGCAGAAAGCUGUUCCAGACGUCUGGGUUCCAAAUUGCGAGAAACUCGAUCUCCAUAAUGGAGGGUACGGACGAGGGGAUCUUCUCCUGGUUUACCGUCAACUUCCUACUAGACCGUUUUAACUCGCUCAGCUCUCAAAACACCGUGGCCGCGCUGGAUCUUGGUGGUGGUUCGACACAGGUCACGUUUCAGCCCGAUAGCGUCCAGGCAAAGAAGCUGGAGAAACAUGUCUACUCCAUCAACGUGUUCAAUCACAACAUGAGUCUGUACACGCACAGUUACUUAGGCAUGGGUCUAAUGGCCGCGAGAAAGGCAAUUUUGACCUAUGACAUGAAUCUCGAGGACACAAAUCCCAAAGUUCCCAUAGAGAUACAUUCCGAGUGCAUCAAUCCGAUCGUGUCCACUGAGUGGUCUUAUCACGGGCGCGAUUACAUUGUGAAAGGUCCAAUAAAUGGCACAUAUAAACUGGUGAAGACGCAAAACUUUGCUGGUGGCGACGAGAAUAAACCUGUCGUACGCUUCGCGGAAUGCUUGAAGAUCAUCGAGAAAUACGUCGGUACUCUCACAGAAAGACCCAUAGGCUUGAAAGAUCACGAAGUGUACGCGUUUUCGUACUACUUUGAUCGCGCGACAGAGGUAGCAUUAAUAGAUCCAUUUUUGGGCGGAAUGGUGCAACUGAGUUCGUUUUUGAAGCAAGCUAUGGAGACGUGCGAUUACCCGAACACAGAUCAGCCAUUUAUGUGUUUAGAUUUGACAUUCAUUUAUGUUCUGCUAAGAGACGGAUUUGGUUUGGAAUCGUCGACUAAGCUACAUCUUUACAAGAAGAUCAAUGGCCACGAAUUAAGUUGGGCAUUGGGAGCCGCGUUCAAUGUUCUCCAAAAUGGACUUUGACGUUUUAUUGUUAUAUUAUUGUUAGAUGAGUUUUAUUCCAGAUUGUACAUUGUAAAGAUAAAGCGGAGAAUGCAAUUAAGGAAAAAGGAAUGUACAAGAAUAAUAUUAAUGAGACUUUACUUUUUUUAUAUAAGAAAUAUUGGAUUUGGCGAAAUGAUUUGAUAAUCAUCAACAUUUGCCGCACAAUUACCUAAUCGUACAAUCUAUCUGAAUAUCUUUCUCGGGAUUUAAGGAGAAGCAGUAUUUGUGAUGUAUAUUUAGAUAUGAGUAUAUAUUUUUGUCUGAAAUAUAUUAUCUUAUCAGUUUAAAAUGGAAAACAUAUCGCCGCAUAUUUAUAACAGUUCUUUAAAAUAUCUGUAAUUGUUUUAUUUCGAUAUGUGUUCAAUGAUUUUGACCUAUCAUAUUCAAUUUUAAUCUUGUAGAGAACUUAAAACCAUUAAUGCAUUUGCGAUGUAAAUUAAUGAUAAAAUUGAUUCGCCUCAAUUUGCAAAACUGAUUAAAAUGUAAUUCACUAACUGUAAAAAUUGAUGAGAUUAUGCGAAUGUAUUCUUGCGGCGACAUAACUGUUACAAAAUCAUUCUGAAUGAAACAAACGAAAAUUGUACAGUUUCUGACAUAUCUCGAUGCACAAAAAAUUGCAGUUACCGCAAAAAAAAAAUUUAGUACAAACAGAUUAAUCAUCGACUGCUAACGUCUACCUGUUAAAGUAUGCCAAUAUUGUAAAUAACAUUCAAUUUUUAUAUCUAUCGCUCUGUACCAUGAUAUUUUACAAUGAAUUUCUUCUGAGAUAUCGUGUUUACAAGUGUUUACAAGCCCUUUAAUUAUAAUAUGUCCGGCAAUGCGAAGUAACGAAUCAUACAUUGUACAUGCGUAGAUAGUGAACUGUUGAGAUAGUUUGUACAAUCCAACAUUCUACAUGUUAUUCCAUACAAGUGAAGACAUACGAUUUUUGCAUGUAAUAUGUGUAUAUAGUGCCUUUAAAACCGCCGUUUUUUAAUUAAUAAAGUGAACGUAUCGCUAAAUAAAUAAUACUUAUAUUUAAUUAUGCCUAAUUAUAUCUUUUUUUAUGUAUUUCACUUGUAUAAAUUCUUGCACGUCUAUUUUUUUGUUUUACAUUAUAUUAUGUAUAAUUAUAUGAUCCAAUCUUA